AUGGGUAAUGUAAACGCUCUCAAACCAACGCGAAGAGGCCGGCGAAAGGCGAAACGGAAAGGGAAGAAAGUCAAAUAUGACUUUGCGCCUUCGGUAAAGAUACCUCGGUCUCCAACUUUUGUGGUGGUAGUUGGGCUAACCGCUAGUCUCAAGGAUAUGAGGGGUGACGAUAUAGGAAACUUGAUCGAGUCAACAGCAGCGGGAGACUCCGACAGCCUGCGAGAGGGUAUCCAUUCACUGGCCUGGGCCCUUGCUAUUGCAGAACAGCCAAAUUGCCCGUUGCUCAAGCUCCCACCUGAAAUCCGCCAACAGAUCUGGCAGUAUGUCAUUUUCGGAUUUGAUAGGUCCGAUCGCCCUAUCAUUUACGUAGAGAGGCACGGCGUCAGGUUCAUUGAUGGAUACCUGUCCCCCAUCAUCUCAAUCUGUGCUAAACUGUCACGCGUCUGCCGCCGAAUGUACGUUGAUAUUGUUGGAUCCGCGCUCCUCUAUAAGCGUGCAGUCUUCAGUAUUCCUGGCCCCGCCACUGUGGCUAGUUACCUUGCUGUAAUUAUUCCUGAACGCAGAGAUGCAAUUAACAGCCUACGAAUUCGCAUUCCUUUGCGCACAUACGGUAAGGUUAUUCCUGACAACGUCUUGACGACUCUAGCUGCGCUAAAGAGCCUGCGGGCUCUCGAGGUUAUCAUCGUGGUGUAUUGUAGCGAAAGCUACAAUCGCAAUCCGGAUGUUACAGAAGCUGCGUUUCGAAAGUUGAGUAAUAUCCACUGGGAGCUCUUAAAAGGAUGCCUUAGGGAGUUUAAGCUAGAAUUUCAAUGGGCGGUGGUGAACUUCCAGUGGCCAGCCCGGUCCUUCCCACUUUACACGACGUUAAUGGACAAUGCGAGAUUGAGACGCUUGUCUGCUAAGGCUAGGGAGCUGUUGGAAUGCUAG
Venustampulla echinocandica is the source of this 927-nucleotide messenger RNA. RefSeq lists its product as uncharacterized. The transcript has 2 exons. The coding region runs from base 1 to 927 and encodes 308 amino acids. The record is from RefSeq and is a predicted model, not a curated record. NCBI's taxonomy places the organism in Eukaryota, Fungi, Ascomycota, Leotiomycetes, Helotiales, Pleuroascaceae.